Molecule: messenger RNA, 942 nt
Organism: Suncus etruscus (white-toothed pygmy shrew)
Lineage: Eukaryota; Metazoa; Chordata; Mammalia; Eulipotyphla; Soricidae
Product: olfactory receptor 1J1-like
Exons: 1
Coding region: 1-942 (313 amino acids)
Biological process (GO): G protein-coupled receptor signaling pathway
Cellular component (GO): membrane
Molecular function (GO): G protein-coupled receptor activity; olfactory receptor activity
Source: RefSeq, a predicted model, not a curated record
AUGAAGCAGGAGAACCAGAGUGUCUUGUCUGAAUUCCUCCUGCUAGGGUUCCCAAUCCCCCAGGAGCAGCAGUUCCUGUUCUUCGCCCUCUUCCUGGCCAUGUACCUGACCACAGUGCUGGGGAACCUGCUCAUCAUUCUGCUCAUCAGGCUGGACACCCGCCUCCACACCCCCAUGUACUUCUUCCUCAGCCACUUGGCUCUGACUGACAUCUCCUUUUCAUCGGUCACUGUUCCCAAGAUGCUGUUGAACAUGCAGAUGGGGUGCCUAGCCAUUUCCUACCCAGGGUGCAUUUCACAGGUGUAUUUCUAUUUGGUUUUUGGUUGCGUGGAUAAUCUUCUUCUCUCGGUGAUGGCCUAUGACAGGUACGUUGCUAUCUGUCACCCUCUCCACUAUACCCUCAUCAUGAGGGAGGAGCUUUGCAUGUUGCUGGUAGCUGGCUCCUGGGUUGUCUCCUGUAGCAGUGCUCUCCUUCACACCCUUCUCCUGGCCCAGUUGUCUUUCUGUGCUGAUAACAUCAUCCCCCACUUCUUCUGUAGCCUCUCAGUGCUACUUAAGCUGUCCUGCUCCAGCACGUCUCUCAAUGAAUUGGCCAUAUUCACUGCAGGGGCUGCUACUGUUGUCUUUCCACUGAGUGGCAUCCUGGUCUCUUAUGGCUGCAUCGGGGCCUCCAUCUUGCGGGUUCCUUCCACCAAAGGUAUCAGCAAAGUUUUGUCCACCUGUGGCUCCCACCUCUCUGUGGUUUCUUUAUUCUAUGGCACAAUUAUGGCAAUAUACUUUGCCCCUUCAUCUAGCAACUCCAACAGCAAAGACAUGAUUGCCUCUCUGAUGUACACCGUGGUGACCCCCAUGUUAAACCCCUUCAUUUACAGUCUAAGGAACAGAGACAUCAAAUUGGCUCUGAGGAUUCUUUUCAGAAAGAGUGUCCUCUUAGCCAAGUGA